Myotis myotis is the source of this 806-nucleotide messenger RNA. RefSeq names its product Aly/REF export factor (gene ALYREF). NCBI's taxonomy places the organism in Eukaryota, Metazoa, Chordata, Mammalia, Chiroptera, Vespertilionidae. Gene Ontology annotation, molecular function: mRNA binding. Bases 10 to 789 code for a protein of 259 amino acids. The record is from RefSeq and is a predicted model, not a curated record. Gene Ontology annotation, biological process: mRNA export from nucleus. The transcript is spliced from 5 exons. Gene Ontology annotation, cellular component: nucleus.
GCGCCCGCCAUGGCCGACAAAAUCAACAUGUCUCUGGACGACAUCAUUAGGCUGAACCAGAGCCAGCGGGGCGGCCGCGGCGGGGGCAGGGAUCUAGGCCGGGACGGAGGCCGGGCCGGCUUCCAGGGAGGCCGCAUUGGCGGAGCGCAGGCCACAGCUCCCGUGAGCGGGGGCUGCGGGCCCAUCCGGAACCGGGCGGCCCUCGUCCGCGGCGCGGCGGGUGGCCGAGGCAGGAACCGGCCGGCGCCCUACAGCCGACCGAAACAGCUUCCCGACAAGUGGCAACACGACCUUUUCGACAGCGGCUUCGGCAGGGGCGCCGGCGUGGAGACGGGGGGGAAGCUGCUGGUGUCCAACCUGGACUUCGGAGUGUCCGACGCGGACAUCCAGGAGCUGUUUGCGGAGUUCGGGACUCUGAAGAAGGCCGCCGUGCACUACGACCGCUCUGGCCGCAGCCUGGGAACAGCCGACGUGCACUUUGAGCGGAAGGCAGACGCCCUGAAAGCCAUGAAACAGUACAACGGCGUCCCUUUGGAUGGCCGCCCCAUGAACAUCCAGCUGGUCACCUCACAGAUAGACACGCAGCGCAGGCCGGUACAGAGUGUGAACAGAGGCGGGAUGACCAGAACCCGAGGGUCUGGAGGCUUCGGCGGCGGCACUCGGAGAGGCGCCCGUGGAGGCAGCCGGGGCAGAGGCAGGGGCACCGGCCGGAGUUCAAAGCAGCAGAUCUCUGCGGAGGAGCUGGAUGCCCAGCUGGACGCUUACAACGCGAGGAUGGACACCAGCUAAAGCACCAGCAAGUCAGU